AUGUCGGCGCCGGCCGAUCAGCAGCCUGUCCUCGGGCAGAGGUCUGACAUUCCUGCGCCUCGUGCGCGGACACCGUCGCCCGUCAAGAAGGUCCAGGAGGAAGCCAGUGGUCCUCUGCCUGCGCGAGACUUUGACAUAGACCCGGCAACAGUCGAGGUCGUCUACGCGGAGGACGAGGAAGUCUUCAGGGAGACAGCAAUACGUGAACUCUUAAAGGUCGGCUUUGUCCGCAACAAUAUCCACGAGGCCGCCAACGGCAUCGAGGGGCUUCACCACCUCGCUCGCUUGCAGACGGAGGGCAACCCAACGAAGCCGCUAGUGGUCAUCCUGGACGUGCGAAUGCCUGGCAUGGACGGCCGCGAGUGCGCCCUGCAGAUCCAGGAGCUCGUGAAGAAGAAGGCGCUCAGGCGGGAGCCGUUCGUUAUCUGUAUCUCGUCAAUCCAUCGGCAGGUCACAGUGGACGAGGGCAAGGGGAAUUUUCAGAUUGUACUCCCAAAGCCCUUCGGAACAACUUUCCUCAUGCAGGUGCUGGACGCGCUCAGGAAGUGGUGGACCAUGGGGCAUGGACGACACCUUCCAGCGUGGAAGGAGUUCAGCCCAGCGCAGAUCGAUCUCAUCGCCGCUGACGACGAGCCCAUAUGCCGGCUCUCGUCGUCCACGGCUUUCGUCCAAGUUGGAGUCAGCCAGGACGCCGUGAACGAGGCGUGCGACCAGGACGAUUUGUUGGAGCUCGUCCAAGAGGCACAGGGGGGAGAUGCUACCAGGCCGCUCAUAAUUCUCCUUGGCACCGAAUCUUGGGCAUUCACGCUGAGGCAGACCAUGGAAAAGAUGACGCCAGAACAAAGAAGGAGGGACCCCUUCGUGGUCUGCACAUCCGUCGACAGCCAGCGCAUUAGCAAUUCGCCCUCGGUCGAGCAUUUCCACGCCUUCCUUCCAAGCCACUUCAAACCGAAACACGUCGAAUGGUGCCUGGAGUUGUGCCGCCUAUGGUGGCUCACCCGCGGUGACGGGCCCGCACCCAAGGACGACAACGAUGACGACUCCGACUCCGAGCAGUCGGAAGCUUCUGAGCCCUCGGCACCUUCCGAAGGUUCCAACGAGUGA
Prorocentrum cordatum is the source of this 1104-nucleotide messenger RNA. NCBI's taxonomy places the organism in Eukaryota, Dinophyceae, Prorocentrales, Prorocentraceae. The record is from the annotation of a GenBank genome assembly.